Messenger RNA from Trichomonas vaginalis G3, 825 nucleotides. RefSeq names its product spectrin binding. The record is from RefSeq and is a predicted model, not a curated record. Lineage: Eukaryota; Parabasalia; Trichomonadida; Trichomonadidae. Bases 1 to 825 code for a protein of 274 amino acids. The transcript has a single exon.
AUGUCCAAGGGAGAAAUUAACCAUACUCAUUAUGACAAAUUGAUGGAGAUUUGUACAGGAUAUAAUGAUGUCUACAAUGCUUUGUACAGGCUGAAAACAAAUGACGAAGAAAAAUUAAACGCAAUUUACAAAAAAAUCAAACAAAACCUGAUUGACUCUUAUCAUAUUCCGCCUGAUGCGAUAAUCACUGAAAUAUCCGAACUUUCAAUUUAUAACAACCGCUACAUGAAGUCAUAUUUAGUGAUUGCCAAACAAAUUGUUGACGAAUACCAUCUAAAUCAUGUCAAAAGAAUCAACAGAGUUUUCAAUUACCUUUUCUACAAAGAAUACAGUACAGUAUUGAAUGAAAAGGAGGAAACAAGUUUUAACGAUUUUGAAGAUUCUCAUUAUUCAUCUGAUAUUCACAACCAAAAUUCAAUUCACAGAUCUAUUAUGGAUGAUGACAAAAUAGCAUUGAUAAAUUUUACAGAAAGAGAAGGAUUUGAUAAAGAUCAAAAAUUAAAAAGUGAUUUAUAUCCAUUUUUAGAAGGACAUGGUAUUUCUUUACUUGAACUAUGUUGUUAUCAUGGAUCUGUUGAUUGCUUUAAGUUUUUAAGAACGAAAUUUGAAUCAGAAAUCACUCGAAAUUGUCUUAGAUAUUCUUUUUUGAGUGGAAAUCCAGAAAUUAUGAAUGAAUGCUUGAAAGUACAAAAACCAGGUGAAGGAUGCAUGCUAUAUGCAAUUAUAUCACACAAUAUUGAUUUUGUAACAUUUUUGAUGAAUGAACACAAUAUUAAAAUUGAUUAUUUGUAUUUAAUAUUCUGCAUUAAAUAUAAUAAUCUUUAA